AUGGGCCGACACGCGAACAAGAAGCAGAAGGUCAUGAAGAACCCAAUGAUGAACAUGAUGAAUGCCAUGAUGGCCACCAACCCUAUGAUGGCCAACCCGAUGCUGGCCGCAAUGAUGAGUGGCAUGGGCAAUGCACACGGGUUUCCGAAUCCAGAUGACUCCAGCUCAGCUGAUGAGGCGCCGGCGCCUGAAGUUGCUCCUUCCAGCAGUGCUGCUCCAAUCGCUGCUCCUUCAAUAGCUGCUGCUUCUUCAGAUGCUGCUGCAGAGAGUCCAGUGGCAAAGAGCAAAGCAGCUGGAGUACCCGCAGCCACUUCUGCUGAGGAGGCUAUGCAAGCUGCAAUGAAUAUGCUGGAUCAAUCUCAGGCUUUGCUCUUCUCCAGGAAGGACAUCACCCGUGGUGCAGCAAUGAUUCGCACACUGCCGAAGGUGCGUUUGUCAGAAGUAUGCGAAGCCAUAGACAACAAGCUGGACCCAACGGCAACUUCGGAUCUGAGCCAGGCUGCUUUGGCCAAGCUGGUGUGGAUCCUGACAAGGGUCAAGCCUUGCACGCCAGUCUCACGUUUGCGUGUCAAGACCUAUGCCGCAAUGAAUGCUCGAUUUCGGAUACAGCACAACAAGAUCAAAGAGGCACAUGAGGCGAUGGAGCAGACAGUUGCUGCGUUGAGGCGGGAGCCCUUGCUUUCUGACGACUUUGUCAACGCAAUGGCAGCCAAUGAAGGUUUCAACGACGAGUGGAUGACAAUUUCUGAAACUCGCCCCAAGACGAACCCGAAGGCACCGCAUGUGCCGGAUCCCAAUCAGAUGCAGCUUCCGGACAUGCUUGCUGUUGUCCCCAAGCUUCCUCCUCAAGGCCCUCCUGCAAUGUCAAAGGCGGCUCCACCGCCAGCUGCUCGUGUUGCAAUUGGGAAGGCUCUUCCUGCAGUUCCGUUGGCGCCAUUGGCCACUGCAGGUGUGGCAGCUGCAGCUGCUGGUGCGCCCCCUCCGAAUGCGAUUCCGGUGCCAACACCUCCAGUGGCUGUGGCUGCUGAGAGUGCGCCCCCUCCGAAUGCGAUUCCGGUGCCAACACCUCCAGUGGGUGUGGCUGCUGAGAGUGCGUCCCCUCUGAAUGCGAUUCUGGUGCCAACACCUCCAGUGGCUGUGGCUGUUGAGAAUGGAGACCAGGCCAAUGGUGAUGGAAUGGUGGCGACAGCUGCAGCUGAAAGCCAUGUUGCUGCAAUGGCAAAUCAUGCUGUGGCAGAUGGAGAUGGUGCCAUGGAGGCUGUGAAUGCAGCGCUGUCCGGUGCAAGUGACAAUUCCAAGGUGUGUGUGAUUUGUUACCAGGCGUUGACAGCUAGCUGGAGCAAUGGAGAGCUGCUGGCCUUGACCUGUGGACAUGUCUUUCAUUCGAUGUGCUUGGAAAAGACUUGGACUAUCGGACAGCAUCCACGUGGCUGGUGCCCCUUCAGAUGCCCCGUGGUGCAUGAUGACCCGGACUUUGUGGAUCUUGGAAACAUGGAAGCGGCUGCUGGUUCAAUGGAUGAUGUGGCAGCUGCAGCAGCUGCUGCUGGUUCAAGGGAUGAUGUGGCAGCUGCAGCAGCUGCGGCUGAAGACAUGGUCUUGUGA
Cladocopium goreaui is the source of this 1602-nucleotide messenger RNA. NCBI's taxonomy places the organism in Eukaryota, Dinophyceae, Suessiales, Symbiodiniaceae. The record is from the annotation of a GenBank genome assembly.